ACAUUUUGGUUUGGGACAACAAAUUCUCAAAAUGUAAUAGAAGUUUCCUCAUAUAUUUUGGAAAGCCAUGAUAAAGUGUCUGAUUUGUAUGGGAGUGGGAGAUGCUGCAAAAAGUGAUGAAUUUGUGGCUAUUCAAUGUGGACACUGUUUUCAUAAAAAUUGCCUGGAAGUAUGGCUACAAACUUCACACACCUGUCCAGCAUGUCGCUUGCCAACGGAAUCAAACAGACUUAUCAAAUUACACGUAGAAUUCGAAUACAAUCAUUGUGAAGGUUGCAGAAUCGUACAAAGUGAAGUGUUAGAUAAAGUAUCAACGAUCGAUUUGUUAGAGAUUGAAUGCAGCAAUCUGAGAGAAACGGUUUCUGUUCAACGCAAUAACAUUUCAGAAUUGUGUAACGAAUGUAGUGAGCUGAAAAGAGAAAAUGCAUGCCAGGAGGACCAAAUUGUAGAUUUGAUACAUAAGUGCAUCGAUUGCAAGAACGAAGAUUUGUUGAACAAGGAUAGAAUUAAGGAAUUGGAAAAUGUGAUUUCGUUACACAAGGAGAAGGAGAAGAAAUGUGAAGAGGAGUGUUGGGACUACAAAAUUGAAAUUUUACAAUGUAAAGGCAAAAUUGCUAAAUUCGCGAGAAAGUAUAGUCGUUUGAAAAAUGAAGCUUCACUGCAAAAGAAGAAGAUCUCGUCACUGGAGGAGGAGUGCAAUGAUUUCAGAAGCCAAAUAUCGUUUUCAGUACUCGGGGAAAAUAGUGACAGCAGUACUGCAAGGCAAACGAUAUGUGAAGAUUUGGAUGAACAAAUUGUAUUGGAACAUCAAGGUCUGAGUACAACGCCAACGAACCGAUCGCCACCAAGCGAACCAACAGAAACAACACAACAAACAAACUACAAUUCCAAUGGACCUGCCUUAGAUUUUAAUGCCGAGCUGACUAAACAUUUGACGCUCAAAAAGCAGAAGAAACAACAACAAGAACAGUCAGCUAAUGCAACCGAGGCAAAUCUAAGAACAAAUCGAGGUCCACCGCCUCAACCUCCGGCACAAAAGCAAUAUCCAGUUGAUUCAGCACCAAAAGGGAAAAGUAGUCCACCAGCCGUACCGCCGCCGCCAAUCACACAACAGCAACAUUCGAACGAAUCAAAUUCUAGUGCAUUAUUCAAAAAACAGACAAAUAGCCAUUCAACAUCGCUGAGUCCUACAACAAAUGGCAUAUCGCUUAAUUCGAAUACAGUAGUUGCACCCAAUAAAUCGUCGUUGUUUAGUAAUAUGUCCCAAACGACAACGACUAAUGACCGAGAGAGCAAUAGUAGCAUCAGCAGCCUUAAUAGUAACAGUAAUAGUACGAAGCCAGUACCGAAUCAUGGUAAACCCAAUUGUGCGCCAAAGCCUCCAGGCAUACAGCAAAUUAUCGCUGCUAAAGGUGGUAACAACGGUAGCACUAACGGUAGUAAUGGAACAGGACGACCAACAGUGGCUAGACAUCACAGUAUGAAAAGUCCAAGAUCUCCGCCAGUUACAACCAGCGGUGGACCAGUAUUCCCAACAACUCAACAUUUCGGCACAAUGCGCGGCGCUCCGCAACAAUUUCAGUCGCAAGACUCGAUUAAUCGACCUGCACCGACAGCACCAAUAGGACGACCAACAGUUGCACCGCCUCGACCUCCGAACAUCAAACCGCCUCCACCACCCACGCCGAUUCGUAGUAUUUCCAAUACGAACCUAACAAAUUUACCAUUAAGUCUACCGCCAAAUGCUGUGAAUAGUAAUUCGAAUUUCGGUUCGGCGACGAACGUAUCAUCGAAUGCAUCGACACUGAAAAAGCAAAUGAAGCACCAGGUCGGUUCCAGUUCGGUGAACGAUGUUUCUAGCAUGCACAAUACGGCGAACAGUAUUAGCAAUAAUAAUUUAGGAAUGCAAAGUGAAAAAAGUGCACCGCCAUUGCCACCGCAUCGAACGUGUCCAGCACCGCCGCCACCAGUGCGACAGAAUAGCAAUUCACUAACGGCUCCAGCACCAGUACCACCGCAACGGCACUCAUCCAUACGCACCUCGUCCGUGUCACAUCAAACGGUCACCAUGCAAUCACCAACGGUAACAGCAACAGUAACAACAACGAAACAAGUGAAUCGAUUGAUCAUUGAUUUGGAAAAGAAAUUUUCGCAAAAUUUCCACAACGUGACCGAAUUUCGACCACCCGGACCGUUUACCAAUCUUCCCAAAUCAUAUCCUAGUCGUAAUGUUAAAUCGGUUAACGAAGUAAUACGUAAACCUCAAGCGCCGAGUCCGCCAGUUAAGCAACAAAAGUAUUAUGUGGAAUUAGGUGACGAUGGUGCCAAUACAAAUAAUAAUACGACUACGUAUUGCUAAUUAGGAACAAUAAAUGUUUACAUUCGUCAAUGGGUCGAUGUCACAUCAUAAUGUAUAUGUUAGACUCAAACUAAAGUUUUAGAGCCAUAUGGAAAGGGAACGGGGCAAGGAGCAAGAGUAAAUUGUUGAUUGAAUUUUUAGUACCGUUGUUGAGAGGGGGAUUGCAAAGGGAGUGACAAUAGCUCAACAUCAUUUCUUCCCCAUUUCAUAUUUUAGAUCGAGUACAUAAUCCGUGCGAUGUUUUAAGUUACAAUUCCUAACCAUCCGUCUGUAUCUUCUUUACGGUCUAAAUUUCUCACUUCAUCGCUUCAUUACAGCACGAAUUUUGUAAUAGCUAUGGAUAGUAAAUGGCUUAGUCCUCUGUAACCGUUUAAAGUUCUAGGUCUAUCUUCAGACUCAGCCCAAUGAGUGAUAAAUAUCUUAGACAUUUACUAGAUAUUCUUAGGGUUUGUCCGUUUAACACCAGCCUUAGGUUUCAAAGGGUAUUUUGAACUUCAAGAUCAUUUUUAGAUGCUUUAAUGACUUCUAAAUGAAAACCGGAUAAUUUCUCUGACAAAGCAAGGACAGAGAUCUGCAAACAAGGGAUCUUCGAUCUGCGUUUCUGCUUCUUUUUUGAGGAGCAUCCCACAAUCUAGCCCAAUGGUCAUUUCUGAAUCUAUUUUCCUUGAAAGAGAACAUAAUCAACGAGUCCCUUAUAUGAUAAAUCUUGAGGUUAUACUAGGCAGUGACUUUUUCACGUCCAUUCGGUGAAUUCAAAAUUGAUUUUCAGAUAUGCUCACCGUCAAGACUAAGUUAUGCCAAGAAAGACAGUCUCAAAUUUCUCAGUAUCUUUAAACCACAUCGUUCGCCUUUAGGAGUCUACAUACGUAUUUGAGCGUUUGGAUUGUUGUGAUAAUGUUACUAUAACUUAGAAAAAAAACGAUGUGACAUUGUGUGACGCCAGUACGAACAUGUAAAACGAACGAAGUAAUAGAUUUGAUGAAAAUGCAGUAAAGAAAUUUGCAAUUAGAGUAAAUUAAUCAUCCUCUGUAUAGGACAAUAUUAAGUUGGUUGAACAAUUGUAAAUAAAAAGGAUAAAGUUACGGAAAUAAAAAAAAUGUUAACUCGAAAAAGGAAUACAAAUUUCUGGUUGUUUUGUUUCUAUCGUUGUCGAGAGGCUGUUCGGAAUAUGAGUAAGCUGCACCUGUAACUAUAAAAAAAACGGCUACGUUAUCUGUUGGCAUCGGUGACGAUAAAAAUAAGUAAUGAACUCUGGCUUCUGUAUACUUAGGGGAAUCACAAAUACAAAUGCACGGAUGACACUGUCGUGGUCAAAAUGUGUGUUAAACUUAGAUCGACGGAAGUAACAGAUUUGAUAUAUAUCACUCGUGCCUGCCGUUUGUGAAAUGUUAAUACACUGAACGUCAGUGAAAUUAGGACAUGGAUUUGCUUCCGCUAUGUUUUUCAGCUUGUUCAUUACACAAACAAAACUGUUUGUAUGCGGUUUUUGAACUGUGUACCAUGCACGCGAGUGUAACUAUUUCACCUGAAUUAAGACUUACGAGCGGUUUUGUUUGUGUGAUAGGACCAGCUGAAAAACAGGUGAUGAAAAUUCGUGUCAAAAUUUAACUGACAUUCCCUGUAGUUUGAUCAUCAAUUUUUUUUAAAUCCACGUUAGCUAGAGCUAAUUGCUUUCUUUUUUCGCAGUUAAAGUUAACAGAUGAUUUAGCCGGUCUGUAAAAGGGUAAUUCAACUUCAACUUCAGAUGAUUUGUUUUGUUCUCCGAUACUAACAACACAUCCUAUUCACGUGUGUACAUAAAUUAACUAAAACCAGUAAUUCUGAGAAGGGAUAUUGAUAAAAUUUACAAUUUUUUUUUAUCUCCUUGUU
Bradysia coprophila is the source of this 4228-nucleotide messenger RNA. It is a transcript of the gene Vrp1, whose product is annotated as Verprolin 1. Gene Ontology annotation, molecular function: actin binding. NCBI's taxonomy places the organism in Eukaryota, Metazoa, Arthropoda, Insecta, Diptera, Sciaridae. Gene Ontology annotation, cellular component: actin filament. The record is from RefSeq and is a predicted model, not a curated record. Gene Ontology annotation, biological process: actin filament polymerization.